GUGGGAUUUGUUAGAAGUGUUGGACUGAAUUUUUCUGCUUUCUCUCACAAAUUCCACCCUCCCAUUUUUAUGUUGCGUCAUAGUCAAAGUUCACAACUUUCAUAACUAUUCAUUCGGGCAAGUUGAAUUUGUGUUGAAAUGUUGAAUCAUAAGUAUGAGGAGGCUCUGAGCAAUCAGAUAAUGAUUAUUGAGAGCCUUCAAAAUGAAAUUGAGUGCAAGAAUCACAAGUUAAUGGAGAUGGAGCAUAAACAUAGUGAGACACUUGCUUUUGUGCGCAAACUCGUUAUAGGGCUUGUGGAGAAUAUUAAUUCCAAAGAAAGAAGUCUGCUUGAAAUGGAAUGCAAGUAUCAUGAAUCAUUGAACACGGUUCAGAUGAAUUUGACGAACAAGAGAGAAAAGUUGCACGAGGAAUGUCAUAAAGAUUUACAAAUGAUGAAGAACAUCAACGCUAAUAUGAAUCAUGACAUGGAAUGUCUAAAGAAAGAGAAUAAGCAGCUUACCAAGGAUCUGGGGGAGAGUAAAGCCCUAAAUGACCAACAGCAGAAGAACUUUAUUGGGGAGAUUGAAAAGCUAAAAAGAGUGAUAGGAGAUCAGAGUCAUGUAGGAAGUGAUGGCCAUUUGAACACUCAAAUUUCUACUUUUAAAAACCAAUUGAAGGACAAAAUGGAAUACUUGGAGCUUGUAGAAAACCUUUACAGUUCACUUGUGGUUAAAGAGCACCAGUAUAGACAAGAACUAUAUGAUGCUCGUAAAGAAUCCAUAAAUAGUUUACGAGAUAUGUUUAGAGUUAGAUCUCAACUUGGAAUCAAAAGAAUGGGAGAAUUAGAUCCAAAACCUUUUCAAGAUUUGUGCCUGCAAAAGUACUCAGGUGAGCAAUGGCAGGAGAUAUCUGCUAAUUUAUGUUCAUCCUGGGAAGAGAAUAUGAAGGAUCCAACUUGGCAUCCUUUCAAAAAAAUUGAGGUCAAUGGCAUCUUACAGGAAAUAUUAGAUGAAAACGACGAAAAAUUGAAAGGUCUAAGAAGUGAAUGUGGUGAAGUGGUAUACAAGGCUGUAACAAAUGCAUUAAUGGAAAUAGAAGAAUACAAUUCAAGUGGAAGAUAUGCAAUUGCUGAAAUUUGGAACUGGAAGGAGAGAAGGAAAGCCACUCUGAAAGAAAUUUUUCAAUAUAUUAUCAGACAAUUGAAGACUCACAAGCGCAAAAGAAAGUAGAACAUAUUUUUCUUAGGUUUGGUUGUACUU
Messenger RNA from Cajanus cajan (pigeon pea), 1239 nucleotides. Its product is annotated as factor of DNA methylation 2. Lineage: Eukaryota; Viridiplantae; Streptophyta; Magnoliopsida; Fabales; Fabaceae. Gene Ontology annotation, biological process: gene silencing by siRNA-directed DNA methylation. The record is from RefSeq and is a predicted model, not a curated record.